This is a messenger RNA of Labrus bergylta (ballan wrasse), 3001 nucleotides long. It is a transcript of the gene tpd52, whose product is annotated as tumor protein D52. Gene Ontology annotation, biological process: B cell differentiation. Gene Ontology annotation, cellular component: cytoplasm. Lineage: Eukaryota; Metazoa; Chordata; Actinopteri; Labriformes; Labridae. The record is from RefSeq and is a predicted model, not a curated record.
UUCACACCGUCUCGGUCUCAGCCUGCUGCAGACACAGGAAAAGAAAAAAAACCUUCUCUCAUCUUAUCUUCUGACUACCUGAAGAUAAUAAAAAAACCGUCUUCCUUGUAUACGCACACACUUGGAUACUGUGUCCCUCUAUCACAUACAGCACAAGAGUGCAGGAUGCUGUAAACAAGGAGACACAGCGAGCACGUGCCUGGAUCACAUGCGGACAAUCAGCACUCAGUUGGCUCUGCUUAGGUAGCUGUGGUGGUGGAAGGCGCUCCGAUCUAACAUCACACUGUGAGCUGUAAACAUGGAGCCUCUGGAGGAGUACCACUCACCGUUUGACUUUGAGCAAGGAGUCAACACCAGCUACCUCUACCUCUCUCCAGCCUUCAGCGACACGCCGCCCAGCUCGCCAGUCCUCAAAGGCAGAGGUUCCCAGCAGCAACCAGACUCCAUCCCAGAGGUGGGAGAAGAUGCUGUGACCUCUGUCACUCCCUCUCCCCCUCCCCCCACCAUGACAGAGGAGGAGCGGCAGGAGCUACAAGAAGAGUUGGUCAAGGUUGAGGAUGAGAUACAGACUCUGUCCCAGGUGCUUGCAGCUAAGGAGAAGCAACUGGCGGACAUAAAGAGGAAGUUAGGCAUCACGCCUCUCAAUGAGCUCAAACAGAACAUCAGCAAAACCUGGCAGGAGGUCACCGGCUCCACGGCCUAUAGGAGGACUUCUGAAACUCUCUCUCAGGCCAGCCUGAAGGCCACAGCAGCGUUCUCUAAUGUGGGCUCUGCCAUCAGCAAGAAGCUGGAGGAUGUCAGGAAUGCACCGACUUUCAAGUCAUUUGAGGGGAGAGUGGAGACCUUGAAGACCAAGAUGGGUCCACCAACAUCCACCUCAAACCCCGGCGACCAGAACAGCGACACUCCCACCGCCGAGCCUUUGACUGAAGACUCGCCCACCCCAGAGCAACCGAUGAACUGAGACCUCCCAAACCCCCCCUCCUGACCUCCCUCCUGACCCCUCCCCACUUGACCUUCUAACCCCCCUCGGAACACCAACACUCGCCCCCCCUAAACCUUUGUGUGCCAGUCCCUCUUUAUUGGAAACAAAUGACUUACCCCAGCCUUCUUUGUGAUCUAAUUGGUCUUUUUUUUUCUGGCACGUGCGCUCACUUGUUAACCGGUGUGGAAACAGAAAGUGUCUGCUGGGGGGGGGGGGGCAGCGGGCAGCGGGCUUGUGGUCUUGUGCCGGUCGUUUGAGUCUUUUCUGGUUCUCUGUGGGAGAAAGCCUCCCUGCUGUAUGGAUGUUCUUCCUCUAGCACUUCUCAUUCCUCUGCCUUUGUCUAACCAGCGGAUGCCAAACACCUCGUUCACUCUGUCUUUGUGGAAUUAACUCUUUCACAGUUUGUGUUGGUUAAAGUGAAGGAAGUUGCACAAAUAUAGAAAGAUAUACAUUUACAAACUUGAGUAGAAAAAGACGUAAAAAACAUCUUUUUUUUUUUUUGUGAGCCAGGCAGUUUUCGGCUUUUGCUUCUGCAUGGCCCUUUAAUAAUAUAUGUUGGAGUUAUUGUUAAAAACGUGUUUUGCACUUUUGUCUUUUGUUUUGUCUGCGUCCAAUCUGGGGCCAUUCUUUGUUUACUAUGGGUUAACAUUUCGAGGGCAAGUUUCAUUUGUGUUGUAUUAAUCCUAUAGGACUAAACAUAAAUGAGUCUAACACUGUGUUCCAAAUAUGAAUGUAUACAUGUUAUAUCACACACAGAUAGGUACAACACUUCCACCCACAGUACUGAGCUGCUGAUGUAAGAUCAAGAGCGCAGCCUGUCGUGAGGUAGAAAAACACGCCUCACAAUAUAAAAGCUUUGCUCCAUUGUUAAGAGUGUGUCACAACACAACGAUCUCCAUGUCAAGAUAGUUACAGGAAAACAGCCAACAUCAGCAACACACAGCGGCAGAGCAAACACACAGUCAAGGUUCAGCCCUGACCCGAGGUGGGAGUGAAAUAAAUGUGUCUCUUCCACAGCCAGAGUCAAUAUUUAAACACUCGUCCAUUGUUUCUGUGUGGGAGGCAACACCUAACCCACAGCCCUGUUUUGUACUGAAAGAAAAAAAAAGUGAGACCAAAUACUUCACGCAAUGUUUUUUUUUUUUUUUACAUUUCUACAGAAAUAUAGUAUAAAAAAAGAAGGUUAAUACUCAUUUUGGAAUAAUCUGAUAAUAACUUUGCCAUUUCAGUUUUUUACCCAUGCUAGCAGCUUUAACCCUUUGUGCCAGACUGAAGCAUCUUAACAACUAUUUGUUUACUGUAACAUUUCAAACAUACUUCCUUCCACCUUGUGCCAUCCCGACGCUCAGUCUUUUUGUAUCGAGUGUAAUAUCAACUUUUUGAUGAAUUGCAAUUUACAUUACAUUUAGUGUUUGAAUUCAUUUUAGCCUCUGUGCUGCUUUGGUUUAUUGCUAAUAAUAAAAUGUGACUCUUGCCACACACUUUUCUAGUCCUCCAUUAUAUCCAGGGCUACAGCUGGAAGUUAAAUAAAACCUGAAGGGCAAACAGAGAAUAUCUAAUACAGCCAAGGUUUUUCUGGGUACACAAAUGGUGGAACGCAAAGGUUUAACACAGAUUGCUGACACUACCUGGUACAAGUCUUCCCCUGCUGGUGGACCACGGUCUAAACAGGACUGUGGAUCAGCUCUACCCUCUUCAGUUUUGACUGUUUGUAAUGCAAUUUGCCUCACAGACAUAGACAUAGACACAGACAUAGUGUCAACAACAGCAGUGUUUUGCUAGUCUGAGUUGACAGUAAUAGGUUUUAAACGGUACUUCAGGUUCCCAUGUCCCCGUGUAACUGCAGACAUGACCCGGUUCACUGAGAGAAUCUGUCUCAGCCUUUCAUCUCAGUCAGUACCGUUUACCAGUAUACAGUCACACACACACACACACACUGGAUCUGUUUGUACUUUCAUUGGAGCCAUGAAGUGAAGAAGUGUACUCUAAUUAAAAACACCUCUGAAGUAACCUUAA